Molecule: messenger RNA, 892 nt
Organism: Gadus macrocephalus (Pacific cod)
Lineage: Eukaryota; Metazoa; Chordata; Actinopteri; Gadiformes; Gadidae
Gene: arl2
Product: ADP-ribosylation factor-like 2
Exons: 5
Coding region: 146-700 (184 amino acids)
Biological process (GO): protein folding
Cellular component (GO): microtubule cytoskeleton; cytoplasm
Molecular function (GO): GTPase activity; GTP binding
Source: RefSeq, a predicted model, not a curated record
UGGUCCUCAACUGCGUUCACCAUCCAUUGCAUGAACGUCGAGGCUCUGAGUUUACUUCACUCUAACGUCAACACACCCGUAAACCUGCCCAGAGGAGGUUGAAUACCUAACUGCGUGUGAGCCGAGGUCCGAACCGAGGUUUAAGAUGGGUUUGUUGACCAUUCUGAAGAAAAUGAAGCACAAGGAACGCGAAAUGAGACUGCUGAUGCUAGGUCUGGACAAUGCAGGAAAGACGACUAUUCUGAAGAAGUUCAACGGCGAAGACAUCAGCACUAUUUCUCCAACCCUGGGCUUCAACAUCAAAACACUAGAACACAGAGGGUUCAAAUUGAACAUCUGGGACGUGGGCGGUCAGAAGUCGCUGCGCUCCUAUUGGAGGAACUACUUUGAGAGCACGGACGGCCUGGUGUGGGUGGUGGACAGCGCGGACAGACUCCGACUGGACGACUGCAAACGGGAGUUGAGCUCUCUGCUGCAGGAAGAGAGGUUAGCCGGAGCCACUCUGCUGGUGUUUGCCAACAAACAGGACCUGCCGGGCGCUCUGUCUAAAGAGGCGAUCGGAGAGGCGAUGGGACUGGACGACAUCAAGACUCACCACUGGUGCAUCAUGGGCUGCAGCGCCGUCACCGGGGAAAACCUGCUGUCCGGCGUGGACUGGCUCCUGGACGACAUCGCCGCCCGGGUCUUCACGGCCGACUGAGGUGGAGGCGAACUCCGUCUGCGUGAUUGGUCCCGGUCGGGUUUGAUGGCCGCGUUUAAGUUGCCAUGUCUUGUUGGGAUAACUGGUGAUGUCUUUGUUUAAGUGGCCUUUGCUGCCUCCAACUGUUUACCCAGAGUGGGGACUUGUUUAGACCAGAAAUGGUUGCUUUUAAUAAAUGUAUGCUAAAAUUGG